CCCGCGCCGCGCCCGCCCCCGGAGCCCGGCGGAGCCCCGGCGGUGCCUGCUCGGCAGCGGCGGCAGCAGCAGCCAUGAAGUCGCUGUGUCUGGUCACCGUGGGGGUCCUGGCCAUGACGCUGCUCAUCGCCAGCAUCUCCCUGCUGGUCGCGCACGUCUUCCAGACGGUGGUGGAUCUGCAGGUGAAGCAGGGAACAGUCUUGAAGAAUGGCACAGAAACCUUUGAGGCCUGGGAGGACCCUCCUCCCCCAGUCUACAUGCAGUUCUACUUCUUCAAUGUGACAAAUCCUUUGGAAGUGCUCCAAGGCGCCACUCCUCUCGUGGAGGAAAUAGGACCAUACACCUACAGGGAAUACAGGCCAAGAGUGCACGUCCAGUUUUUGGACAAUGGAACCAAAGUGUCUGCUCUAAACCCAAAGACUUAUGUAUUUGAACCUGAGAAGUCAGUGGGAGACCCUGAAGUGGAUCUGAUCAGGACAGUAAAUAUCCCUGCAGUGACUGCCAUGGAGUGGACCAGGUCAACCCCUCUGCAGUUUGCCACGGAGGUGCUGCUGCUGCUGUACCAGGAGUCGCUGUUCACCGUGCGCAGCGUCCACCAGCUGCUCUGGGGCUACAAGGACAGGCUGCUGUCCACCAUCCACGUCCUGCACCCCGAGAUCGACCCCGUCUUCGGGCUCUUCAGCAAGAUGAACGGAACUGAUGAUGGAGAAUAUGUUUUCCUGAGUGGAGAGACGAACUACCUGAACUUCUCCAGGAUUGUGGAGUGGAAAGGAAAAGAGUCCUUGAGCUGGUGGACAACAGAGGCAUGUAACAUGAUCAAUGGCACGGAUGGGACAUCCUUUCACCCGCUGAUCAGCAAAGAUGAGAACAUUUACAUUUUUUCUUCUGAUUUUUGCAGGUCCCUGUUCCUGGUGUAUGACAGCUCGGGAGACGUGGCCGGGGUGCCCACGUUCCGCUUCGUGCCCUCCUCCAUGGUGUUUGCCAACACCUCGGUGAACCCGGCCAACGCCGGCUUCUGCGUGCCCGCCGGCAACUGCCCCGGCACCGGCGUGCUCAACGUCAGCGUCUGCAAGCAGGGUGCUCCAAUAUUUCUGUCAGCUCCACAUUUUUACCAGGCAGAUCCGAAGUUUGUAGAGGACAUAGAGGGCAUGCAUCCCAGAAAAGAAUACCAUGAGACAUUUCUGGACAUCAAUCCCCUGACAGGGCUCGUCUUGCGGGCAGCCAAGCGGAUGCAGGUCAACGUUCAUGUCCGAAAAUUACCUGAAUUUUUUGAAACCGGCAACAUCCGAACGCUGAUUUUUCCAGUGAUGUAUAUAAAUGAGAGUGUUCUGAUAGAUGAAGCAUCUGCCAGCAGACUCAGGCACGUCCUGCUGGAAGCCAGUGUUGUGACUGGGAUCCCCUUUGUAAUCAUGGCUCUGGGGAUUGUGUUUGGGAUUGUUUUCAUUGUGCUGGUGUGCAGGUCCCAGAGGAUAACUGAAGAGAGCACAGAAGAAGAGAGGUCCCCACUCAUCAGGACAUCUUAGUAGAUUUUAUUCCCCCUGUGAGCUUGGAGAAUAAAUGAUUAGAGCUGACUUAACACCAAGUGUCCCCUCUGGAGCCACGCUCGUGUCCAGCGUCACCUUUGGUGGGACAGAGGUGGAAGGUAAUCUGCGCUGUCAGCCAUGGAGAAGACUUUUCUCUCAGCUACAUUACAACUUUCAAACUCCAUUUGCAAACUGCUCCGGAUCCCGCUUUUCUCAGCCCUGCCCUCUGUUUCUACCCGCACUGGCAGCCACAGAGGAUCAGAACCACCUGAUUCCCUACGGGAGCGACGCGGGCGGCCUUGCCAACGGCCCUGGGAGCGUGGACGGCCCUCUGGGAACGCAGCGGGCUCCUGGAUGGCCCUGGGACAGGGACACGGGCUGCCCUGUCCACGAUGUGUCCUCACUGCAGCGUGCUCCGAGCGUUUGUCACUGGUGUCCUUGCUCCUGUCACAGCACACGCCUGCGGCUGACCCGCCCCAGAGCUGCAACUCCGCGUGGGACCGAGCCAGCCGGAGCUUCUCCAUGCCCACCACUGCGGUGUUCCCACUCUGCUCGCUAGGCAGGCUUUUAUCCUUCGGGUGUGGGCUUUGUUCUGCAGCUUAAGGCACCACAGCUCAGCGGUGUUCCUGGCCUGGAGGGGACACGGCUGGUGGGUGGUGUUGUGGGGGUUUGCUGGGAAUGCAGACUUGGCAUGUUUGGGAUGAGAGCACCCCUCCGUGGUAUGGACAGGGUCCUGAGAACUCCUGACACUUUUUUUACUUGUCAAGCAGAAGCUUGUGUUAAAAGUCACCAAGGUUCCUCCCCCCUCCCCAAUUAAAAGGAUAUUCUCAUCGAGGAAUGUUUCCAUCGGGUAGUGAAAUGUGUUUUUAAAGUGUGUAACUGUCUUCUAAAGAGGGGCAUUGGGGUUUGCAUCACUUGGGCUUGGUUUGGAGUUUUUUUCCUGGCUGCUGCUUUGGUUUCUUCUCUGUGAGGGUGGGGAGGCCCAUGAAUGGAUUCUGCAGAGCAGCUGCGCCUGGAUCCCUGCAAGUGUCCAAGGCCCAGAUGGAAGGGGCUUGGAGCAGCCUGGGAUCGUGGAAGGUGGCCCUGCCCAAGUGUGAAAACCAGAAUUCACUGCUUAGAAUUUUUCAACGUUUAAUAAUAAUAGGAUAAAACAAGGACAGUGUUUCCAGUGCUGGGGUGAUCCUGGCCAAAGAAUACCCUGCUGUUUUACAGACAGUGUUUCUGAUGUUGUGGGAGCUCCUUUGUCUGACUGCUUAUCCCCAUGACAUCCUGGGUGUCAGGUCAAUAUAUUUUAUUUCUUCUCAA
Messenger RNA from Lonchura striata (white-rumped munia), 2828 nucleotides. It is a transcript of the gene SCARB2, whose product is annotated as scavenger receptor class B member 2. Lineage: Eukaryota; Metazoa; Chordata; Aves; Passeriformes; Estrildidae. Gene Ontology annotation, cellular component: lysosome; membrane; cytoplasm. Gene Ontology annotation, biological process: protein targeting to lysosome; receptor-mediated endocytosis. Gene Ontology annotation, molecular function: scavenger receptor activity. The record is from RefSeq and is a predicted model, not a curated record.